AUGUCUGGCGCACAGGGACAAGGCUCGGUGCGGAAGCGGAAAGACGUGCCCGUCACCACUACCCCCAAAGCAAAGGAUGUUUCCUCGAAUGGCAUUGCAGCCCCUCGAGAUGUCGACCUCGACGCCUUAAUCCAGGCCAAUCUGGCCAGCAAGCCACCAGCUGUUGAAUGGGACUACCGGAUUGCGAUCUCGGUCCUCACAAUACUGGCCUUGAUGACGAGAUUCUGGGGCAUCAGCCAUCCAAACGAGGUCGUCUUCGACGAGGUUCAUUUCGGCAAGUUUGCCUCUUACUAUCUCGAACGAACAUAUUUCUUCGAUGUCCACCCUCCGCUGGGAAAGCUUCUGUUCGCCCUGAUGGGUUGGUUCGUUGGAUACGACGGCCACUUCCAUUUCGAAAACAUCGGCGACUCAUACGUCCAAAAUAAGGUCCCAUACGUGGCAUACCGUGCUAUGCCAGCCUUUCUCGGAGCUCUGACUGUGCCGGUGGUAUUCGCCAUUAUGUGGGAAUCGGGCUACACCCUUCCAGCUUGUAUCCUUUCGGCAUGCCUUGUCCUCUUCGAUAACGCACACAUUGGACAAACUCGCCUCAUCCUGCUCGAUGCUGGACUUAUAUUUGCCAUGGCCUGCAGUCUUUUGUGCUACGUCAAGUUCUAUAAGCUCAGACACGAACCUUUCGGGCGCAAGUGGUGGAAGUGGUUGCUCCUUACUGGAUUCUCCCUCAGCUGCAUCAUGUCGAUCAAAUAUAUUGGAACAUUUUCCUUCGUAACCAUCGGAGUGGCAGUUGCGAUCGACCUCUGGGAUCUGCUGGACAUCAAGCGCCGCCAAGGAGCGCUUAGCCUUCCAGAUUUUGGAAAGCAUUUUGCUGCGCGAACAUUUGCUUUGAUCGUCGCUCCCUUCUUCUUCUACCUGUUCUGGUUCCAGGUUCACUUUGCGAUUCUGAACCGAUCCGGUCCCGGUGACGACUUCAUGUCCCCCGAAUUCCAGGAGACUUUAAGCGACAACAACAUGUUGGCCAAUGCGAUCACUAUUGAAUUUAUGGACAACAUCCAAAUCAAGCACAAGGAGACCUCAGGAUUCCUCCACAGUCACCCUGACAAAUAUCCUCUCAGAUAUGACGACGGGAGAGUCUCCAGCCAAGGCCAGCAAGUCACCGGGUAUCCAUUCGCCGACGCCAACAACCAUUGGCAAAUCCUUCCACUACACAGCCAGGAGACACUUGGAAUACCCGUCAGAAACAACGACAUUGUCAGGCUCCGCCAUGUGGUCACUGACACCAUGCUUUUGUCCCACGACGUUGCUUCUCCAUACUACCCCACCAACCAGGAGUUUACCACCGUCCCGAUGGACGAGGCCCUGGGUGAGCGCUACAACGAUACCCUCUUCGAGAUCCGAAUCGAAAAUGGUAGACUAAACCAGGAGUUCAAAAGUCUCUCUGGACAAUUCAAGCUCAUUCACAACCCAAGUAAGGUUGCCAUGUGGACCCACUCUACGCCUCUCCCGGACUGGGCCUACAAGCAACAAGAGAUCAAUGGCAACAAGAACCUGGCCCAAGCCUCCAACGUAUGGUUUGUUGACUCGAUCCCUUCUAUCCCUGCCGAUAGCCCACGUUUGAUCAAGGAAGAGCGCAAAGUCAAAAGUCUUCCCUUCUUCAGGAAAUGGUUCGAGUUGCAGAGAGCUAUGUUCUACCACAAUAAUGCUCUGACUAGCAGCCAUCCAUAUGCCAGUGAGCCUUUCGUCUGGCCGUUUUUGUUACGCGGUGUCAGUUUCUGGACCCAAACCGAUACCCGCAAGCAGAUUUACUUCCUUGGAAAUCCUAUCGGUUGGUGGUUAGCAAGCAGUCUUCUCGCUGUUUAUGCUGGUAUCAUUGCCGCUGAUCAAUUGUCUCUCCGCCGUGGUGUUGACGCAUUGGAUCUCCGCGCCCGAUCUCGUCUGUACAACUCCACCGGUUUCUUUUUCAUUGCAUGGGCGACCCAUUACCUUCCCUUCUAUGUCAUGGGCCGUCAACUUUUCCUUCAUCACUAUCUGCCGGCCCAUCUCGCUUCCACCCUCGUAACAGGAGCCCUGCUCGAGUUUGUUUUUAGCGUGGAGCCACUCGUUGACGACGCCCCGGGAAGUAAGAAAGCCAAGAAGUACCUUCCAGCGCGCGAGAAGCUCGUUGGCCAAAACCUGAUGGUUUCCUGGGCGGCAGUAGGAGUCAUCCUCACGCUCGUCAUCGGAAGUUGGUACUGGUUCCUGCCUCUCACGUAUGGAACUCCAGGCCUAGACGUGGAUCAAGUCAACGCUAGAAAGUGGCUGGGCUAUGACCUACACUUUGCUAAAUAG
Molecule: messenger RNA, 2322 nt
Organism: Drepanopeziza brunnea f. sp. 'multigermtubi' MB_m1
Lineage: Eukaryota; Fungi; Ascomycota; Leotiomycetes; Helotiales; Drepanopezizaceae
Biological process (GO): protein O-linked glycosylation via mannose
Cellular component (GO): membrane; endoplasmic reticulum
Molecular function (GO): dolichyl-phosphate-mannose-protein mannosyltransferase activity
Source: RefSeq, a predicted model, not a curated record